AUGAAGCAUGGCGUCGCAUUCCGCAAGUUCUCGAGGACAUCCUCGCAUAGAAUGCUCAUGCUUCGAAAUUUAGUCACCUCACUCUUCGAACACGAACAAAUCAAGACCACUCUGCCUAAAGCACGAGACACCGCAAGGUUGGCCGAAAAGAUCAUUACGUUGGGAAAGCGAGGUGACAGAGUUGCUCAAUCACGCGCUUCCGCUUUUCUUCUCAAACCCGAUACUCUUACAAAAUUAUUUGGUACAUUCGCUCAGCGUUAUGCAGACAGGCCGGGUGGAUACACGCGAAUCCAUAAGUUUGGGAACCGGAAGGGCGAUAAUGCAUCACACGCGGUGUUGGAGCUUGUCGACAAUCCAAGAGACAUGCGGUGGGAGAUGACAUCACGGGCAGUU
Molecule: messenger RNA, 393 nt
Organism: Laccaria bicolor S238N-H82
Lineage: Eukaryota; Fungi; Basidiomycota; Agaricomycetes; Agaricales; Hydnangiaceae
Exons: 3
Biological process (GO): translation
Cellular component (GO): ribosome; mitochondrial large ribosomal subunit
Molecular function (GO): structural constituent of ribosome
Source: RefSeq, a predicted model, not a curated record